AUUGCUGUUAGCUCCCAGUCACUCAUUCACCAACCAGACCUACUCAUAACCGCCGGUGAACGACGUUACGACCCAUCUGCCGCACACAAAUAUCCAACUGCACCAGCAAACACCCAGCAAAACCACAUAUCGAAAUGCGUUACUCCUCUGCCCUGGUGUUGAGCACCCUCGCUGUCGGUCAGGCCGCCGCUGCCAACCACCACAACCGUCACGCAAGCUUCCACAGCAGGCGUCAGGCUGAUGCUAAGCGCUCUGCUGCCAACGAUGUCAACUGGAAGGCCGUUGCUUACGACCUGAACGACGUCGACUGGGACAAGGUCAACUGGAGCUCCGUCUUCAACUCGCCCACUCCGACCCCUACCCCCACCGCUCAGGCCACCUAUACCGUCGCUUCCGUCGAUCAGGACACCUCCACUGCGACACCUACUAGCUCCACUCCUGCCGUCAAGGUUCAGGAGAUCAAGACCUCUGCUACUCCCUCUUCCAGCACUGCCACCGCCACUUCUAGCGCUCCCGCCGCCACUUCCAGCGCUCCCGCCGCCACCACGUCUUCUUCAUCGUCUAGCGACCUUGGCGACGUGGUCUCUGAUCUUCUCGAAGGUGUUGCGUCUAUCGUUAAGUCGCUCGGCAUCGUCUCCACCGGAAAGAACGACAAGUCCAGCAACGGUGGCAUCUGGAUCGGCGACGACAGCGCCUGGAAGGCUGAGUUCACCAACGACGCCAACGAGGAUGCUGUAAUCUUCUGCUGGAAGGCCAAUGGCUUCUCUGGCAUGUCUCUGAAUGUCAACCAGCCUGAGAUUUCCGUUGGUCUCAAGUCUGGCGAGAAGACCGUUGUCUCUUUCGCUGCUAACGUUCCCGCUGCUUGCGCUCCUGCCUUCAGCUCCACGAAGCUUGCCAACUUCGGUGGUCUCGACCAGACUUGGUGGGAGGUCACCUUCGGCCAGUCCGGUGCUUUCGAUGUCUCCCGCAAUGUCAACAUGAAGGGCCGCACCAUCAGCUCCAAGGGCUCCAAGUGUGUCUCUGACAUGAACACCUGCGUCUUCAAGUGCAAGGAGAAGAACGGUGUCACCCCCGACUCUUGCGAGAGCGGAACCGACUACGAUCUGUUCGAGUGCGGUGCCUCUUCUGGCGGCGGCGGUGGCUACGACACUGUCAUGGCCGGUACCGGUGGCGGUUGCGCCAUGGGCUCCUCCAGUGAGACCGUCAAGGUUUCCUUCUCUUAAGCGUUGCGUUGUCCUUCUCAGGUCGGCGUCGUGUCUUUUGGGUUUCUUCGUGCACAUUUUUUCCUCAUAUUCCCCGUCCAUCUACAUCAGCUCUGGAUACUCCUGGCCCAUGGCGAUUUUCUGAUAUUGUCGCAUCUCCCAGGAUACUCUUACGACCUAUGGUCAUCCGACGUAGUACAUUGUGGACGAGGUUCUCGCAUCCGGACUCUUAGUGGCCGACGUGUGUUCU
Molecule: messenger RNA, 1452 nt
Organism: Didymella exigua CBS 183.55
Lineage: Eukaryota; Fungi; Ascomycota; Dothideomycetes; Pleosporales; Didymellaceae
Exons: 2
Coding region: 135-1223 (362 amino acids)
Source: RefSeq, a predicted model, not a curated record